Orycteropus afer afer is the source of this 2312-nucleotide messenger RNA. It is a transcript of the gene USP3, whose product is annotated as ubiquitin specific peptidase 3. Lineage: Eukaryota; Metazoa; Chordata; Mammalia; Tubulidentata; Orycteropodidae. Gene Ontology annotation, molecular function: zinc ion binding; cysteine-type deubiquitinase activity. Gene Ontology annotation, cellular component: cytoplasm. The record is from RefSeq and is a predicted model, not a curated record. Gene Ontology annotation, biological process: protein deubiquitination.
ACGCAGCCGCCGUCGGCGGAGCGCCCGGCGAAGAGCGACCCCAGACGGAGCCUCCGGAGUCCCUCUGCCCCCACCUCGCCCAGUGCCCGAGCCUCGGUCCUCUCCGCUGCCAUCCUCGUGGCCAUGGAGUGUCCGCACCUUAGCUCCAGUGUCUGCAUUGCUCCGGACUCAGCCAAGUUCCCCAACGGCUCCCCGUCGUCCUGGUGCUGCAGCGUGUGCCGGUCCAACAAAAGCCCCUGGGUCUGUUUGACUUGUUCAAGUGUCCACUGUGGAAGGUAUGUGAAUGGCCAUGCAAAAAAACAUUAUGAAGAUGCACAAGUACCCUUAACCAACCAUAAAAAAUCAGAAAAGCAAGAUAAAGCUCAGCAUACAGUGUGUAUGGAUUGCAGUAGCUACAGUACAUACUGUUAUCGCUGUGAUGAUUUUGUGGUUAAUGACACCAAGCUGGGACUGGUACAGAAAGUCAGAGAACACUUACAGAACUUGGAAAACUCAGCUUUCACAGCUGAUAGGCAUAGGAAAAGAAAACUUUUGGAAAACUCAUCACUAAACAGCAAGCUGUUAAAAGUAAAUGGCAGCACCACUGCUAUUUGUGCCACAGGCCUUCGGAAUUUGGGGAACACGUGUUUCAUGAAUGCCAUCCUUCAGUCACUCAGUAACAUUGAGCAGUUUUGCUGUUAUUUCAAAGAACUGCCCGCUGUGGAGUUAAGGAAUGGGAAAACAGCAGGAAGGCGAACAUAUCACACCAGGAGCCAAGGGGAUAACAAUGUGUCUUUGGUGGAAGAGUUUAGAAAGACACUUUGUGCUCUAUGGCAAGGCAGCCAGACUGCAUUUAGCCCAGAGUCCUUAUUUUAUGUUGUUUGGAAGAUUAUGCCAAAUUUUAGGGGCUAUCAGCAGCAGGAUGCCCAUGAAUUCAUGCGCUACCUUUUGGACCAUCUACACUUGGAACUCCAGGGAGGUUUCAAUGGUGUUUCCCGCUCAACAAUUCUGCAGGAGAAUUCUACUCUGUCUGCAAGUAACAAAUGUUGCAUAAAUGGAGCAUCUACUGUUGUCACGGCUAUAUUUGGAGGCAUUCUUCAAAAUGAGGUUAACUGUCUCAUAUGUGGGACAGAAUCUAGAAAGUUUGACCCAUUCCUAGACCUUUCAUUAGAUAUUCCAAGUCAGUUCAGAAAUAAGCGCUCUAAGAAUCAAGAAAAUGGACCAGUUUGUUCACUACGAGAUUGUCUUCGCAGUUUUACUGACUUAGAAGAACUGGAUGAAACAGAGCUAUAUAUGUGCCACAAAUGCAAAAAGAAACAAAAGUCCACUAAAAAGUUUUGGAUUCAGAAACUACCCAAGGUGCUAUGCUUACAUUUGAAAAGAUUUCACUGGACAGCAUAUUUAAGAAACAAGGUUGACACAUAUGUAGAAUUUCCCCUGAGAGGUCUAGACAUGAAAUGCUACUUAUUAGAGCCUGAGAACAGUGGCCCAGAGAGCUGCCUCUACGACCUCGCCGCUGUGGUGGUGCACCAUGGCUCUGGGGUCGGCUCUGGACAUUACACAGCAUUUGCAACUCAUGAAGGUCGCUGGUUCCAUUUCAAUGACAGUACUGUAACACUGACUGAUGAAGAAACUGUGCUGAAGGCAAAGGCCUACAUCCUUUUUUAUGUGGAAAGCCAGGCCAAAGCUGGAUCUGAUAAACUUUAAUACCUCCUCUAAAUCAUUAUUCAUCAACUGUACCGGACAAACAUUUCCAAUUUUCCAUAAAUACUUGAUCCAAGAUUUAAUUUCAUUAUGCACUUUUCAAUUUCCUAUUUUGGAUUUAGUUUUAUCUUGUCAAUGGUAGUGACUUAUUGAACAUGGGCACCAACUAAUUUUUUUUUUUUUUUUUAGUUCUACCAGAAAACCUCAGCAGAUAUUUUGAUUUGCUGCUUUUAGUUGUAAUAAUUCAAUUUUUAUAUGUAGUUUCAAGAACUUAGUUCUCUUUCCCCUUUUUUAUAUCAAUGUGUUCAUUUCUCACUCUGAGGCACAUUUACAUCCAUGCAUUUGCUUCUCUCACGUGUUGAAAGCUAGUCGUGUCCUGAUGGUGAAGAGCAACGUAUCUGCUGCCUGUUCACAGCUGUACUGGAGAUCAGGUUGACUCUAAAUCAGGGAUCCUGUGUGCACAUCCUUGGAGGCCCGCAAGACUUCAGGGACUGCAUAUCUUUUUGCCUAUAAAAGAGGACUGAGGGCACUGCUGAGUGGACUAGGCAGCUGCUGCUCUCCUGGCCCUGAAGGCCGCUGUCCUUUGGCACUAAGCUUAAAUUUGGUUCAGUUGUAUCUGUACUGCAAAU